CGCCACCGCCAUCGCCACCACCACUGUCCGCAUACGGAGAGGAGCUGCUGGUGGAGCGACGGAGACGAAGAUAGAGAGCGCGCGUGAAGCACUGCCAAGGAAAAUGGCUGCGCGCCUAGCUGGACGGCGACCGGCCGUCCUCGGGGCCAGCCAACGAAGUCUGGCUGGGCUCUGGUUCGGCCUGGGGAUCCUCGUCGCGAGGAGUCUCGCCGUUUCAGCGAUAACGUGCUACUGCGACGGCCACUGCCCGGACGAUCGCCAGAACGGGACGUGCGAGAGUCGCGCGGGCGGCCACUGCUUCAGCGCCGUCGAGGAAGUCUGGGACGCUGAGUCAGAGGAACUCGUUCCCGAGUGGUCCUUCGGCUGCCUACCCCCGGACGAGCAGGGUUUCAUGCAAUGUAAGGGCUACCUGGUGCCCCACCUCCAGGGUAAAAGCAUAGUCUGCUGCAACGGCUCGGACCUCUGCAACAAGGACAUAUUCCCGAUGUACAAGUCGAAACCGACGGUGCCGCCGGAUCCUCGGGCCCUGCGUUCGGGGGCGCCCCUCGUUGUCCUCGCCGUAUCCCUCUCGGUCUGUCUGAUCGUCUUCACCCUGGCGAUGGUCCUCGUGUAUCAGCGCUAUCGUAGAAAGGAGCGCGGCCCGUGCCUGGUGUCCUCCCAAGGCACCCUCAAGGACCUCAUAGACCAGAGCAGCGGAUCGGGUUCGGGGCUGCCGCUCCUCGUUCAGCGCACGAUUGCCAAGCAGCUGGCCCUGUCCCAGUGCGUGGGCAAGGGCCGCUACGGCGAGGUCUGGCUCGCUCGUUGGCGCGGCGAGAAAGUCGCCGUCAAGGUUUUCUUCACUCUCGAGGAGGCUUCCUGGUUCCGCGAGACGGAGAUAUACCAGACGGUUCUCAUGAGGCACGACAAUAUUCUCGGCUUCAUCGCCGCCGAUAUAAAGGGCACGGGCUCCUGGACUCAGAUGCUCCUCAUCACGGACUACCACGAGCGGGGCUCCCUCCACGACUAUCUCCAGACGACGGUCCUCGAUCAUCCCUCGCUCCUCGCCGUCUGCCUCUCCAUAGCAUCCGGCAUCGUUCAUCUGCACACCGAGAUAUUUGGCACAAGGGGCAAGCCCGCCAUCGCCCACAGGGACAUCAAGAGCAAGAACAUACUGGUUAAGCGGAACGGCGAGUGCGCGAUCGCUGACUUUGGCCUCGCGGUGCGCUUCCUCAGCGAAACCGGCGAGAUCGACAUUGCGCCAAACACACGAGUGGGCACGCGCAGGUAUAUGGCCCCGGAGGUACUCGACGAGUCCUUAAAUACGUCCUCGUUCGACGCCUUUAAAAUGGCGGACAUGUACUCGAUUGGCCUCGUCCUUUGGGAGGUCUGCCGAAGGUGCGCCUCGGGCGGUAAGGUGUCUACGGCGGAGCCUUACGCCCUUCCCUACCAUGACGUCGUGCCCAACGACCCCGACUUCGAGGAGAUGAGACUAGCCGUUUGCAUCAAGAGGUUACGCCCGAUCAUACCAGCGAGAUGGGAGAACGAUCCGAUUCUUUCGACUCUCAGUAAACUGAUGAUCGAAUGCUGGCACACAAAUCCAGCGGUUCGCUUGACAGCCCUUCGAGUUAAAAAGACAAUGUCCAAGUUACACAUUGACAAUGCCAUCAAAAUUGUGUAGUGAUUUGCCGGCAUUAGUUGCUAAAACUGUUAUUAUUAUAUUAUUAUUAUUAUUAUUAUUUUCUUUCUUUCUCCUAGUUGGACUGUCAGACUCCUGUAAAUACUCCCACCCUUUUCCCAGUGUACAUAGCAUUAGGUAAUUGCAGACUGCAGCCGAAGACUGACAAUGAGAAUUGAAUAUUAAUCGAUUACGUGUAAAUGAGUGAAGAGAAGAUUAUUAUUAUUGUCCGUGUGGUUUCCCCGUGUGAGUGCGCGCGACGUGCAAUUAUCGAGUAAUAAUAUUACGUGAAUGCGCUAAAGUGUUGUAAUUUUUUAGGUUUUGGAAUAACCGGGCCAAAGACUUACGUUGACGUGAGUUGUAUAUCCUGAAUUUAAACUCAAUCUCAACAAUUUAAUCUCCUAUAAUUAUUAUAGUAAAUUAACAGUAG
Ceratosolen solmsi marchali is the source of this 2084-nucleotide messenger RNA. It is a transcript of the gene tkv, whose product is annotated as serine/threonine receptor kinase thickveins. Gene Ontology annotation, molecular function: transmembrane receptor protein serine/threonine kinase activity; ATP binding. The transcript is spliced from 5 exons. The coding region runs from base 104 to 1657 and encodes 517 amino acids. Lineage: Eukaryota; Metazoa; Arthropoda; Insecta; Hymenoptera; Agaonidae. Gene Ontology annotation, cellular component: plasma membrane; signaling receptor complex. Gene Ontology annotation, biological process: cell surface receptor protein serine/threonine kinase signaling pathway; protein phosphorylation; cellular response to growth factor stimulus. The record is from RefSeq and is a predicted model, not a curated record.